AUGAUGAAGGGCACCAUCUUCUUCACCACCGCCUUGGCUUCGAUGCCUUGGCUCCUGGCGCUCGCACCAGCUUGCAUGGCUCAACCCGUCGAUGCAUCAUCAUCGGCCAACGUUGUCGAGCCGACUAGUCCGCCAGCCAACUCUACCGCUCCGGCGCCCACGCUACUGUCAUGGAUUGAACAGCCUUCUGACGUUGAGCUGGAGAAGAAUGGAUGUUAUGACAUGGCCAACGAGGAGACAUGUGGCACGCUGUUCUACUGCCUCUCUUACGAUGCCACAUUGGAGAUGCCGAAUGAUAAGAAAUACACAGACGACAAGGCAUGCUUCGACGCGCAUGAAGAAUAUCCGCAGCAUAAGGCUAUGCCAGCCAAUGCCUGA
Messenger RNA from Purpureocillium takamizusanense, 378 nucleotides. RefSeq lists its product as uncharacterized. The record is from RefSeq and is a predicted model, not a curated record. The transcript has a single exon. Lineage: Eukaryota; Fungi; Ascomycota; Sordariomycetes; Hypocreales; Ophiocordycipitaceae. Bases 1 to 378 code for a protein of 125 amino acids.